Drosophila persimilis is the source of this 1430-nucleotide messenger RNA. RefSeq names its product homeobox protein H2.0 (gene H2.0). Gene Ontology annotation, molecular function: DNA-binding transcription factor activity, RNA polymerase II-specific; sequence-specific DNA binding. NCBI's taxonomy places the organism in Eukaryota, Metazoa, Arthropoda, Insecta, Diptera, Drosophilidae. The transcript has 3 exons. Bases 147 to 1361 code for a protein of 404 amino acids. The record is from RefSeq and is a predicted model, not a curated record. Gene Ontology annotation, biological process: regulation of DNA-templated transcription.
GGUUUAAGCGGCUGUGCGCAUCGGCCCCUUAGCAAAUUUCGCGAUCGUUUCGAGCGACGGUGUUUGAUCGGUGAUCUUCAAGGAUCUGUGGCGAUCGGUACAAGUGGUUAAUCUGUAAGAGUCAAACUGCUAUUCAGAAUCAAGCAAUGUUACUACACGAAAGUGCCGCCAGCAUGGAACAGAGUAUGCCCGAGAAUCUCAGCACUCAUGUUUACGGCGAAUGUGAAGUGAAGUUGCCUUCGCCAGGCACUCACGAUCCCGUGGAUAGUGAUCGUGAUCGGUCGCCUAAGGAGUCCAUCCAUAGUCCUGAGACAAGUAUCUCCAGUCCAACGCCUCCCACCGCCACUAGCACCACCAAAGUGAAACUCAGUUUCAGUGUCGAUCGAUUGCUGAGCUCUGAGCCAAGCGAAUCGCUGACAAACUCUUCAUCCUCUUCCUCGAGGUCCUGCUGCGAUGGCAGUGUUUUCUCCUGCUGCACAUUUCCACACUGUUUCAGUCAAGCGAGUGCAGAGGCUUCCAAGAUGGGGCAUGUUGCUGUUCCACAAACGACGAGUCAUCAUUAUCCCUAUGCGGGAUUGGAUAAGCUAUACCCUAACCUUUAUAUGGAUUACAAAUCUGUGCUGAGGCCAACGCCCAUUCGAGCUAAUGAACAUGCCACCACAUAUCCCACUCUGGCAACAAACGCUCUUCUGCGCUUCCAUCAGCAGCACCACCACCACCAACAGCAACAACAGCCACAGCACCAUCAGCCCCACUUUCAUCAGCAGAAACCUGCCACCAAUACAUCUUCAACAGCUGCGGCACUGUUGGCGCCUCUUCAUGGCCUCAAAUCCCUGCAGUUGACGCAGCAGCAGCGAUUUCUGGGCAAGUCACAACAGCAGCUACUGGACAACAUUCCCACAUCGCAGGCGGGUGGCACAUUACAAAAUGGCAGCCAAAAUGGGGGCGGCAACAGCAACAGUGGCAACAACAGCAAUGGGAAACGGAAACGCUCCUGGUCACGGGCUGUCUUUACGAAUCUCCAGCGAAAGGGACUGGAAAUACAGUUCCAGCAACAGAAGUACAUCACAAAGCCAGAUCGACGCAAGCUGGCGGCACGCUUGAAUCUGACAGAUGCGCAGGUCAAAGUAUGGUUCCAGAAUCGCCGCAUGAAAUGGCGGCAUACACGAGAGAAUCUAAAAAGUGGUCAGGAGAAGCAGCCUCAUCCGCAGCCCCCGAAUGCGGCUGCCUCAAAGCCAUCUACCAUCACAGGUACAGGCAAUCAUCCGCAGGAGCAUAUCGAGUAUAGCUCCGAUAGCUGCUCCAGUGUGGAGCUCAGCGAACAGGGCGACGAUGAUAUAGAAAUCGAUGUCGUGGAAUAGCUCCUAAUUCUACAUUCAUAUGUAUGUACAUGCAUGUAGCAUGUCGCCAGCUUCUUACUUGUGUAAAAU